AUGAACUCCAGCGGACCCUUAUUCAUUGCCCAAGAGGCGGUUUGUUUCUAUGAAAUCAGCACCAUCUAUAAUUCCUGUCCGAGAUAUCUAUUCUAUGCUCUUCUGAUUGCAAGCUGUGUGACUCGCUGGACAGGAUGGCUCGCCGAUGUAUUCCUAGGAGCUGCUGCCACUUAUGCAGGCACGGCCGCCAUCGAGGCCUUCAUCCUGGUAGCCAGUCAACAGAAAAGGCCACGUCCAGCACCUGUCACUAUUCCAUUCGUCUCCGAUAACACGACUUUAUGGAACGACUUCCCCCAAUUAAUCACGGAGACCAACCAAAUCAUGAUCCAGCCCGGGUCUAUCGAGCUGGAUGGCGACGCGGUCCUUGCUAUCGUCGUGACGGGGUAUCUUGUCUUCUUACCUCUGCAGUGCUGGUCACGCGUCUUGACACAUCAACGAGCCCGGAAUGUCUUAUUCUAUCUCUGGAACAUGUUGAUGCUUGCGGGUUCGAUUUGUGCUUUGGUCUACGCAGCCAACAAAUCAAACAUUCCCACACAAUACAUGUUCUGCUUUCCCGCUCUCCCUCCUUUUGACCAAACGUCCAGCGAUGGCUGGCAGUCAUCAUGGAGAACAUCAACCUGGAAUAACAGUGUGUGGGAGACAUUCUCAAACAUAACUCGAUGGAGUCAGCUUGGAGACAUCUGUUUCAAUCCGUGUUUCAACUCGACCCAAGCCCUUCGCCAGCCGAAAUCGUUGCAGUCUUGGGUUGCGAGCAAAGACUCAGAACUUUCACAUCCUGCUCGAUUAUGGGACAAAAUUGUCUAUUCGAAAAGAUAUAUCUACAGCCUGAUCAUCCUUUGCCUUGUACUGAAUUUGGUCCAUUUGACCUUCAAAUUUCUUCCCUACCGGUCCCGCAUCCCUUCCGCCAAGAUAGUCGUGAUAUGGAGAGAGAGAAAGAGCAUUUGGAACAGUUUCAAGGAAGAGCUAAAAGCAGCCCGAUCGAAAGCCGGGGAGAAAUUGGAAUACAAAGAAGCGGCACUCACUAGUCGUUGCAGAAUAUCACAGCUGAAUCAUCUGCGACCAUUCUUCAGUGUCGUAUUUCUCAGGGCUAUUAUGCGGGUUUUAGCCGACUUUGCGAUUCUCUUCGGUCUCCUUUUCAGCAUGAUCAUCAGUCCAUUCACCAUCAUUGCGUUUGUGGGAUGGGCCGAGUGGACUAUAUACAACGAUGGACCCGCGCAAGAAAGUCCCCAGCAGGUUGGGCAGUGGUCGUACUUGGUGUCCUUUGGACUACUUCUCGUCUCCGCCGCUAUUUUGACUUUGAAGUACCGUCUUGCUACGACGUCUGAGUUGGAUGAGGAAAUUGAAAAGUUGAGAGAUGAUUUGGAGAAACUGGAGCAACGGAAGGAAGCACGAUUAAGAUCAGAAACGGCGCCCUUGACGGCACCGACAAACACCGCUGAGAGUAGUUGA
Molecule: messenger RNA, 1449 nt
Organism: Penicillium daleae
Lineage: Eukaryota; Fungi; Ascomycota; Eurotiomycetes; Eurotiales; Aspergillaceae
Exons: 1
Coding region: 1-1449 (482 amino acids)
Source: RefSeq, a predicted model, not a curated record